This is a messenger RNA of Musca vetustissima, 426 nucleotides long. RefSeq names its product histone H1.1-like. The record is from RefSeq and is a predicted model, not a curated record. Gene Ontology annotation, cellular component: nucleosome. Gene Ontology annotation, molecular function: structural constituent of chromatin; protein heterodimerization activity; DNA binding. Bases 1 to 426 code for a protein of 141 amino acids. The transcript has 2 exons. NCBI's taxonomy places the organism in Eukaryota, Metazoa, Arthropoda, Insecta, Diptera, Muscidae.
AUGGCUCGUACUAAGCAAACUGCCCGUAAAUCGACUGGUGGCAAGGCUCCUCGUAAGCAAUUGGCCACUAAAGCCGCUCGUAAGAGCGCACCAGCCACCGGCGGUGUUAAGAAGCCUCAUCGUUUCCGUCCCGGUACAGUCGCUUUGCGUGAAAUCCGUCGUUACCAGAUCGCUGCCGGCGAAAAGAAGACAGCUGCCAAAAAACCAUCUGCCGCCAAAAAGACCGCUGAAAAGAAGAAGGCUGACAAAACAAAGGCCAAGGCUGCCAAGAAAACCGGUACAGUUAAGGCAAAACCCGCAAAGACCGCCGCUAAAGCAUCUGCCACCAAACCAAAGGCACCCAAGGCAAAAACAGCCGCUGCUAAGCCCAAAAAAGCCGCAGCGCCAAAGAAGCCAGCUGCCAAGAAAGCCGCCGCCAAGAAGUAA